AUGCCAACUGGACAAAUCGUUUCUUCCAGUACAUCCAAGCUGGAGGGAUUUACCAUCAAUCCAUCACUAAUCAAAACAUCCACACUGGUUCAAACGAUUCUUGGACUUUUCAUUGGUGGAGUGGUGAUUGCCUCUGUGGUCGCCACAGUCAUUCUCGUGAGUGUUGGUGUCGGUUAUCAAGCACCAACGCCCAAGCCAGACUUUGCAGAAACUUUCAAACGAACUCCCAUUACCAUCAACGUUUUAAUGAAUGAUGUCGAUCCUAGAGGUGGUAAUUUAACAGUUCAAUCCAUCAAGACCUCUCCAUUGAAUGGUUCAGUGAAGAUUGUCAGUUCGAGUAGUGUCGUUUAUCAAUCGAAUGGUACCUUCAGUGGUAAUGAUUCGUUUGUGUAUGUGGUUUCCAAUGGAUAUUUACAAGCUGAAGCAUUGGUGACGAUUCAUGUGUUGAAUCGACCACCUCAUGCCAUUCCUUUAGAAUUUCAAGUGGAGAAGAAUUCAAAACCAAUCGAAUUGAAUUUCUUGACCUAUGUGAAUGAGAAUGGAGGAUCAAUCUAUGAUUUGGACUCUUUCGAUUUGUUAACUAUCACAGACGUGAGUGGAGGUGUGUUACAACCUUCUGACACUUUGAAAAACGUUUCAAGUGAUAUUCUCCAAUUGGGUAGUGUGAAACGUCUCAGUUCUGGAAUUUCCUACUCUCCAACCAAAUACUUUAUUGGAACUGAAAGUUAUAACUAUACUGUGAGCGAUGGAGUGGCUACUUCUUCGAGUACUCUUAAAAUUGUCGUUACCAAUGGAGCUCCAGUUGCCAAAGAUGAUGCUUACUAUGUUCCAAAAUACAUGUCAGCCAGUUUGAACGUUCUCUCCAAUGACAAUGAUCCCAAUGAAGAUCCAAUCACUAUUGAAUCAGUCACUUCGGUUGGUGUUGCCAGUGCCAGCAUUGAACAACCUGAAAAGAAGACCAUUCGUUACUUGACUUCGAGUACAGUUUCAACUUCAUAUUCUGAUAGUUUUGAAUAUAUCAUUACAGACGGUGAGAAAUCAUCAAGUGCUGUCGUGUUUAUUAAGGUAUUCAAUUCUCCUCCUUUGAUUAAUGACUUUUCAACCACUGUGAAAAAGAAUUCAGUGAAUAAUUUAAUUCCUGUCAAUUAUACAGAGAGUGAUAUUUUGGACUCGGUGGUGAUGAGUUCCAUUACUCCAUCCCCUUCCGUGAUUGGUUCUUCUUUGAUUACCUCAAAAUCUUCUUCUAUGAUCAGAGCUCCUUGCUGCGAUUGGAGAAGUGUCGUGAGAAAUGAUUAUACCAUUCAAUUUAAUCCUUUGGCAAAUCAAAUCUAUACUCAAAAUUUCCAAAUUGUCAUGGAAGAUGGUGAAAGCAAAUCUAGAACUGCUACUUAUUCCAUUCAAGUGGUCAAUGAUCCUCCAACUGCAAAUCCAGAUGGAACUUAUUGCAUUAAGAAUAGUGUCGCCAUCUUGAAUGUCAUUGCCAAUGAUGUCGAUGUCAAUCCAGGUGAUACUGCUCAAAUUCGAUUGAGUACUGGAUGGACCAAAACUUCAUCCAACGGAGGUUCACUCAUUCCACUCAAUGCCACUCACGUUCGAUAUACUGCACCAAUUGGUUUCACUGGUGAUGAUACCAUUUCAUAUGAAAUUACCGAUCAAACCAUGAAUCAAGCAACCAAUCAAUGGGAUGCUUCGAGUUUUGCCACUGGUACUAUCCUCGUUCAUGUGGUUCCAGAAAAUUAUACCAAUCAAGCUCCAACUUGUUCGGGUGGAAUUUCACACACCUUAUUGAAAGGAGCUUCCUAUGAUUUCAAAUCCAAGAUGGCUGCUGUGAGUACAGAUCCAGAAGGAAAGACUCUCACCUACUCCAUUACCAACGCAGGUGCUUUAUCGAGCAUUGGAAGUGUGACUGGAGCAACCACUUUCAAAGCUGCUCAAAAGAAUAGUGGAACUCAGGUUGCUGCCUUCACUGUGAGUGAUAUUUAUGGAUUGACUGCUCAGUGUCCACUCACUGUGACCGUUCAAAAUACGGCACCAGUGGCUCGUGAUGCCUCUUACACGUUUGUCAUUUCACAGAGUAAUCUUGUACAUACCAUUAGUUAUUUGGCAGAUGGAUAUGCUUCAGAUGCUGAUGCUCAAGAUGUAUUGAGUUUGAGUAUUGUGAGCUCUACGAAUUGUUUAUCCACCAUUGCUUCCAGUGUUACCAUUUCUGGAAAUGUCAUUUCACUCACGAGAAAAGUCACCUCAGGUUCAUGUGUACUCACAGUCAAAGUUACCGAUGAUGAUGGAACCAAUCCACUCAGUUCGAACAAUGCUGCCAUUACCAUCAAUCUCUCCUCUCUGAAUCCAAUUGCUCGUAACGACGCUUUCAGUAUUGAUCAAGGUCAAACCAUUCGAAUUCCAGUCACCAAGAUUUUACAAAACGACACGGAUGAAUAUGGUCUCAAUGGAAUGAGUUUUGUUUCAGUACAGUGUCCAGAUGCUUCCUAUUGUCACCGUGUCCCUCGUGUCAUUAAUGUGAACGGUGAGACCUUUGUCGAAGUGGAUUCCGAUCAAAAUUCAUGUCAAGCCGAUAAAUUCCAAUACACGGCAAGAACUGCUUCUGGAACGACACGAAAUGCCGAUGUCUUUAUUGAAUUCAAGAAUUGCAUUUGUAAGAGCAAGAUUGAUUUCAUGUUUGUCAUUGAUGCUUCUGGUUCUAUUGGUACCACCAAUUUCGAAAAGAUUCGAACAUUGGGUCCACAAAUUGUCUCUCGAAUGCAAUUAGGCGAAGAUGCCAUCAAGGUUGGAAUUGCUCGAUUCCAUGACUCAUCCACAUUGGCUCUCCCACUCACGACUUCACUAACCUCUAUUAAGAACACCUUUGCGAAUAUGCCCUAUGAAGCAGGAUGGACAGCUCAAUUGGCUGGCAUUCGUGAAGCGUUCAAUGAAUUGGCAAGAAAUGGAAGAACCGAUGCUGAGAAGGUCAUGUACAUCUUGACCGAUGGAUUGGCCAACAAACCAUGCAGUUGCAAUGAAUGUUCCAAUUUCUGGGGUCAAAAACCAAGUUUAUAUCCUUACACGGUUCAAAAAUUGAUCAUUGAAAAUACCAAACUGUCAGAAUCACAGAAACAACAAGAGUACAAGAAUCGAUGUAAUUAUCAAUUACCAUACACUCCUGGAGAUCCUAAUAAUUUCCCAUUCUAUACCUAUACUUGUUCUCAAUGUUCAUGGGAUGAUUAUUCAAGUUCUUGUUUGCCAUGUGCCGAUGCUGUACCCAUUGCUCAAAAGAUUAAUAGUUGGAAGAGAAAUGCAACUGGAAUUGUUCCUCCAGAUCUCGAUAAUCCAUUCAAUGGAUAUAAUAUCCAAUGGAAGAUUAUUGCCAUGGGUGUCGGUGAAGCAUUGAGUAAUCCUUUGGGUUCUCGUGAAUUGAGAGGAAUGAAUUACAAUGCUGACAAGACGAUCAAUGUUCCAUGGGAUGAUUUGCAAAAGACAUAUUCUGAAAUUGUGGAUCAAACUUGUAACUCGAGAGUGAUUGAAUUGGAUUGA
This is a messenger RNA of Naegleria lovaniensis, 3525 nucleotides long. RefSeq lists its product as uncharacterized. Lineage: Eukaryota; Heterolobosea; Eutetramitea; Acrasida; Naegleriidae. The record is from RefSeq and is a predicted model, not a curated record. The transcript is spliced from 2 exons. The coding region runs from base 1 to 3525 and encodes 1174 amino acids.